CGACAUCAUUUGCAAAGGUUACGAAGUAGGCCUACAGCAGUUUCUGUGUUGUUGAACAUGAGAAAAUCUUUUUUCAAACGAGCAAAGGUAUUGCCUUGGAUAAGUAAUGUGACUCUGUACGGAUGCUUGUUCGCCGGCGGGGAUUUCGUGCAUCAGUGCGUGAUCGCGCGGAGAGAUCAGAUGGACUGGAGGCACACGAGGAACGUGGCGAUCGUUGCGCUGAGCUUUCAAGGGAACUUCAAUUACUUCUGGCUGCGAGCUUUAGAACAUCGUUUCCCGGGAAGAUCGGCCGGUAUGAUUUUCCGCAAACUGCUUUUGGACCAAACUUUUGCUUCACCUUUGGCGACCAGUGUCUUCUACACAGGUGUGAGUUUCUUGGAGGGCAAGGAGGACAUAUUUGCAGACUGGCGAGAAAAGUUUUUUAAUACAUAUAAGACUGGACUGAUGUACUGGCCAUUCAUGCAGUUUCUGAAUUUUGUUCUGAUGCCUCUGUACCUGAGGACAGCGUUUAUGGGCUGUUCAGCGUUCCUGUGGGCCACGUUCUUAUGUUUCUCACGACAGAGUGGGGACGGCACGGCAGCAGUGGCCUUAGCUUGGAUCAUGGCCCCCAAAAAACAGCUUCUAGCUCGCAGUACUGACGAGGGGAAAUAGAGACAUAAUGGCGCACAUGAACAACAUUGUGUUUUUGCGAAUGGACAGUUGAGUCCCACAAUGCAUUGGCGCUGUGUUGUGUUUAUAAAUAUUGUCGCUUAUAAUCUUAUUAAGAGUGAUAUUAAAUUUACAUAUUUGUGUACUUUAUAUUUAUGUUGAACAAGCCCAUUUUACUUUAUAUAGUUUUAUGUGACUCAGUGUAUUUAUUUAUUACUGAAGGGACAUUGUGUCUUUAUGAAUUUCAUGGGUUGUAGGGGCCUUGUGACAUUUGUGCCCCAGGUUAGGUUGCCAUUCAACCCAAAUACCUUUUAAAAAUGGUCAUACUGUGCAGUGUUUUAUCCAAAUGUUACUGUCUUUCUAAAGAUAAAUAAAGAUGCAUUCACUCAUACGGUUUACAUAACAUACACAUGUAUUCGUAAGGGAUGCAGUUUUAAAAAGAUUUGUAUCUUAUUAAACUUGUAAUAGAA
Molecule: messenger RNA, 1118 nt
Organism: Carassius carassius (crucian carp)
Lineage: Eukaryota; Metazoa; Chordata; Actinopteri; Cypriniformes; Cyprinidae
Gene: mpv17l
Product: MPV17 mitochondrial membrane protein like
Exons: 4
Coding region: 58-651 (197 amino acids)
Cellular component (GO): cytoplasm; membrane
Source: RefSeq, a predicted model, not a curated record